AUGCCGGCACUGAGUGAUGCACCUAUAGACAUACCAGUACAGAGUAAUGACAUGCCGGGACUGAGUGAUGCACCUAUAGUCAUACCAGUACAGAGUAAUGACAUGCCGGCACUGAGUGAUGCACCUAUAGACAUACCAGUACAGAGUAAUGACAUGCCGGGACUGAGUGAUGCACCUAUAGACAUACCAGUACAGAGUAAUGACAUGCCGGGACUGAGUGAUGCACCUAUAGACAUACCAGUACAGAGUAAUGACAUGCCGGGACUGAGUGAUGCACCUAUAGACAUACCAGUACAGAGUAAUGACAUGCCGGGACUGAGUGAUGCACCUAUAGACAUACCAGUACAGAGUAAUGACAUGCCGGGACUGAGUGAUGCGCCUAUAGACAUACCAGUACAGAGUAAUGACAUGCCGGGACUGAGUGAUGCACCUAUAGACAUACCAGUACAGAGUAAUGACAUGCCGGCACUGAGUGAUGCACCUAUAGACAUACCAGUACAGAGUAAUGACAUGCCGGGACUGAGUGAUGCACCUAUAGACAUACCACUACAGACUUAUGGGCCUACAGAAAUACCAGAACAGACUGACGCACCUAUAGACAUACCAGUACAGACUUAUGCGCCUACAGAAAUACCAGAACAAAUUGAUGCACUUAUAGACAUAUGCGUCAAUAGGCCUAAGGAUACCAGAACAGACUGA
Messenger RNA from Haliotis rubra (blacklip abalone), 699 nucleotides. Its product is annotated as cell surface glycoprotein 1-like. Bases 1 to 699 code for a protein of 232 amino acids. Lineage: Eukaryota; Metazoa; Mollusca; Gastropoda; Lepetellida; Haliotidae. The transcript has a single exon. The record is from RefSeq and is a predicted model, not a curated record.